GUUGGAGAUAUUCUAAUGGAAUUUAGUGGGUUUCAAGAGAUUGGUUUCGGAUUAGCAUGCCUUGUGAUUUUUGGUUAUCUGUUUUUCGAACUGCACUACUUCGGGCGAUCCCUGCUCUGUGUUUUGCUGGCCAAAUGCAAGAAAAAAGUGCACGUGCUGGACGAGACGAGCAUUAAAGGGAUAUGUCUCACUUCGGACAUAGACACCCUGCUGACACAUAUGAACAACGCCAGGUUUCUGAGAGAGUUGGACUUUGCCAAGAUCGAUUUUCUGGAGAGGACUGGCCUGUUCUACCUGAUCAGGAAGCACAAGGGAUCGAUAUGUCUUGGAGCCACUACUGUUAGAUAUAGAAGAUUCAUCAAGUUAUUCUCUUGUUAUAGGAUUACUUCGAAGAUCAUCUACUGGGAUGAUUGCAGUUUCUACAUGGAGCACCGUUUCAUAGCCUCUGCAGACAACUUCGUAAGCGCAGUUGUACUCUGCAAGACCCGCAUAGCCAACUGCAAUGUAGAGGACAUGAUGAACGAGGCCCUGUUGAUACCUGAAAAUGGCGAUAUAGAAAAUGCCAAGAGAGAAAGGCCCCAGCUGACACCACUGCUCAAAAAAUGGAUAGAGCACAACGAGAUGUCAAGCGCGUUGCUACGCAACGUCAAAACGACUGCCAGUGAUACCACCGAAAUGAACGGAAAUGUCACUAGCACCAUAGAAGUUAAUGGAAAUACAGAUAUCCUAAAAGAAAGCGUCGACCAAAGCAAUUGCAAGGCUGUGGAAAUUGUGGGCUGUACUAACCCCACUUUCAGUGAACAAAUUUAAGAUUUUCCUUCCGUUCUUGAGUUGUCGAUGUGGAUUUUAGAUCAUUUUCUCAUUAAAGUUCCUAAUCUAUGCA
Molecule: messenger RNA, 883 nt
Organism: Harmonia axyridis
Lineage: Eukaryota; Metazoa; Arthropoda; Insecta; Coleoptera; Coccinellidae
Product: protein THEM6-like
Exons: 4
Coding region: 16-810 (264 amino acids)
Source: RefSeq, a predicted model, not a curated record